AAAUCUGAAAAUUUAAUCACUGAUUUGAUUUUUAUAAUUUGAUAGUAAUAUAUAAAAAUAAAAAUAAAAAGAUGUAACCGCCUCUUCUCACACUUCAAAAUUUUGGUGUUUUUUUUUCCCUCUUAUAAAGAUUUCGAAAUCCGAGAGAGAAUCGAAGAAGUGAUAAGAAGAAGAAGGGAUGGGAAUGGAGAUGGUGGUGGAGAGGACGACGACGGAGAUGGCGGAGGAAGAAUGUACGACGCCGAGAAGCAGGAUGUAUAGGAUUCCGGUGGCUUCUGUUUGUCCACCGCCGCCGAGGAAGAAAUCCAUGGUUGUGAGGAAACGAGAUCCGCCUAUGAACGGCUAUUUUCAACCACCGGAUCUGGAAGCUCUCUUCUACGCUCAGCCUCGACGAGAAGCUUGCGCUUAGAGACUUUUCAGAUUUUUUUUGGAUUUUGAUUCUUCCUCUUCUUCUUUUUUUGGCUUUUCUAGGGUUUUUUAAAUUUUAAUUUCACCUUCUUCCUCUGUAUAUACAUGUUUAGGAUUUCGUUCUUAUAUUCUUCUGUAUCGAAAUUGGAAUUUCCUAUGAUGAAAUUGAGAUCUGUUUUCAAAUUCGAAUCUGUUGGCUUGUCUUGUAGAUCUAAAGUUAGAUUGUAAAACUCUGGUUCUUCGGUUUAUUGAUUUUAAGAGUUUGUUUUC
Camelina sativa (false flax) is the source of this 678-nucleotide messenger RNA. The record is from RefSeq and is a predicted model, not a curated record. NCBI's taxonomy places the organism in Eukaryota, Viridiplantae, Streptophyta, Magnoliopsida, Brassicales, Brassicaceae.